Molecule: messenger RNA, 3351 nt
Organism: Haliotis rufescens (red abalone)
Lineage: Eukaryota; Metazoa; Mollusca; Gastropoda; Lepetellida; Haliotidae
Product: WW domain binding protein 1-like
Exons: 5
Coding region: 488-1447 (319 amino acids)
Source: RefSeq, a predicted model, not a curated record
UGUUAAAUGUGACCUCAUUAUCAGCUGGUAUAUGCGUUAGCAUUAGAUUUCCCAGUACUUGUUGUGGAGUAUCUUGUGUUGUCACUUUGUCCAGGUAUUGAUGUGAUACCUGUCAGGUAUUGAUGUAUUACCUGUCCUCAGAUACGGAUAUUUCGAUACCUGAUAUGUGAUUCAGAGUGGGUAGAGGAUUAUACAUGCUGAGGAUUAUUUGAAAACGACAGUUAACCUCUCUGCAGCAGCUUACAUCUGUAACAAGGUUUUAACCUGGACGUACUCUGUAUCCUGUCCUUAAUAACAAAAGGAAGCCUGACUGGGUUGCAGAUGUUGGACGUGAACAUAAAUGUGUUUUUAGUGUUAAUUUGUGAAGGAUAAAAAACAAUUCGUGAACCAAAAGAGACUGUAACUUCCAAGGUAAAGUCCUUUCGGGCUGGAAGAACGACUGUGAUUACAUUUAUAAACUGAAUAUUACAUUGUGUUUGAACCAGUCAUGGAGGAAUUGUUUCGAACCAUCAGAGAAAUCGGAAGCGCAAGACAAGGUUCCAGUGAGGCCCAGGAGUUCUGUAAUGGGAAGACUCUGUGGUGUGACAAGGGCCACUGCUGCGGCAAGGGGAAGUGUUGUGCCUACUACUACGAACUCUGGUGGUUUUGGUUGAUAUGGGCGUUGAUAAUCCUUCUGAGCUGCUGUUGUUUAUAUCAACAAAAACGAUUCCGUCGACGUCAGUCUCCCUCACGACGGGGGAAUCGAGGGAGACCACGAAACAGGUCAAGGAUAGCACAGGCACUAGAUGCUGCUUUCAUUACACCUAUUUUUGAUCCAGAUCGGGUGAGGCUCCCAACAUAUGAUGAGGCGAAAGAGAUGCCUAAAGACCCUCCUCCUUAUAACUCGCUCUAUGAAACGAGACUGCCAGAGACAUCUGUUAGCGGACAACAACCUUCUCAUAAUACAUCACCUUCACUUCCUGUCUUGAGAACUAUCAAUGAUGCACCACAAGCCAGUCUGAUUGAUAACGAGGAAGAGGCAGCUGUGACUGUUGAUAUUGACCGGUGGACGGACCCCCCACCCCCCUACACCACCCAGGCCACACCUGUACCAUCCGUCCACAUCCCCAUCCCCUCCUCAUUGCCCCUCCCUAACCCAGUGCCCCCCGACACCACCUCUCCCUCCCCGUCACAUGUCCCAUGUCCAGCACCUCAUAGUCCCACUGCAAGUUUACAACCUGCUACCCCCAGUCCAGAUGGUAGUGCCACACCCACCUCUUCUGCACCCAACUCCACAAACACAGUCCCCACCCACACAUCCUUAGUUUCCACCCCUACAAAUAACUUCCCCUCCCCGACAUCUUCUGUCCCCCACCCCACAUCUUCUUCACCAGCGAACUCUUUUCCUUCCUCUUCCCCAACCCACCCACGUUCUAUCCCCACCCAUCCCGACUCUGCUCAAUCCUGAGACUGACCAAGUGGCCAAGCUGUCCUUGUUUCACCCUAUACAGGAAACAAAAGCAAACGAUGUCCAGUGCUACUGAGGUUUACUCAGUUGAAAAACUCUAUGCAACAACAUGUUAUUUACAAAGUGGCCCUCACCAUGUGGGUUGCAACGUUGUUGAAGGAGGGACAGAGCAUAUUUGUAAAGAUGUGCAGAACUGGAUGUAUUGUCCAAAUUGGAUAGCAUAAGGUGAUUGAACUGUAUGCCACAAAACAUUGCCAUCGAAUCUGUGAUACAAACCAUCCUGCCUUAUGUUGUGUAAGGGAGAUAGCUCUAGUAUCAACCUGCCUUAUAUUGUGUAAGGGAGAUAACUCUAGUAACCAAUCUGCCUUAUUUUGUGUAAGGGAGAUAACUCUAGUAACCAAUCUGCCUUAUUUUUGUGUAAGGGAGAUAACUCUAGUAACCAACCUGCCUUAUUUUGUGUAAGGGAGAUAACUCUAGCAUUGUGGCUUCCUGUGUGGCUGGCAAGAUAUUGAGAUAAGCCAGAGAAUAGAGACAACUCUAUUGUUAUUAGUCUUGACAGAGUAAUCUAGAUAGUAUGAUGUGUUGUGAAUGAACAAUGAUUGUUAGAUAUUUAUAAAGUAGCCUCCAUGUGGGAUUUUCAAGAUUUUCUUUACAACUAUUCUUGAACUAAAUGAAAUUAUUCCGCUGGAAUAAUUAAUAUUUUGAACAUGAGUGCAUAUCAGCCAUUUUAGUUGACCUGAAAUUUUAUCCAAUAUCCCAUAAUCUAAAGGAAAUCAAAGGGUUCUUCCACAAGUAAUUUGUUUAACAACUUUGAAUUUUAAUAAUAACUACAUCUUGUAAAAUAUCAAUACAUGUAUAUGAAAGUGCUGUGAUGUAUUUAGGGAAGUAGUAUACAAUAGGUUGUCAGGGUAUGUUAGUAAGCGGGACUUGCUGCAUGUAUUUAUCUGUAUGUAAAAUGGUGCAUUUUUCAACCUUUGAUCUCUCUGUGACCCCAGACUAUAAUAUUUCCCAGGGUGCCUUACUGCUCGAUCCUUUUCCAUCAAUCUCUUUUAUCGAUUGUUUUCUAAAGUGCUCAGAAAUUAAGUUUUUAUAAGAUAUGUGUUGUCUGUAACAAUCUGUUGUUGAUAAGUGUUUUUCAUGGUUUUAUUUGUUUACAUACAUCAACGACAGGGGGUGCUGCUUUAAGCUUAGAUAUAAACACUGUAUUAGCCUUAGCAACUGUGGGGAACCUACUCGUAAGUGACAACUUCACAUAACAACAAGAAUCAUUAGUUACCUGGCCAUCUGAGAAGAUCCAGGGUAGAGUAGGUGUUCAGCAAUCCGUGCCUGCCUUGAGAGAUGACUAAUGGGAUCUGGAGGCAGACUCAAUGACUUGGUUGAUGCAUGUCAUCGCAUCCCCAUUGAAUGGAUUGAUGUUCAUGAUGCCAGUCACUGGAUUGUCUGGUCCUGGUUACAGAACGCUGUCAUAUAGCUUGAGCGCAGUGUUAAACAAUGAACAAACAAACAAACAAGUUACCUGGGAUACACAAGGUUUUUCUUUGCAACUAAUUAGCAACCUUUGAUUCACUUUAUCACCUUUGUUGGCUACCCUUGGAAUUACAAAUUUCCCUUUGACGCCUGAGAUCUAUUCAGUCACUUGUGGUACCCUCAGCAAGCCAUGUUUACCAUCAAUAUUCAUAUGUCCAUAUUUUUUUGGUAAUGGAUAAAAUUUGUUAAUUUGUUAGUUGAAUGAUUUUGAUUACUAGGUGAUAUUUGAGAAAUAAUGCCAGUAAUGGAUGACCAGAACAUGAUUAUUGUUUGUUUUGCUUACAUUAUGAAAUAAUUCUAUCUCCUGUUUAUCAUGUAUGGUGCUAUGUUGUUUGUAGAAGCUCUGCAAAGAUUCAUGCAUAAACUCUUUACCUACA